Molecule: messenger RNA, 3092 nt
Organism: Trachymyrmex cornetzi
Lineage: Eukaryota; Metazoa; Arthropoda; Insecta; Hymenoptera; Formicidae
Gene: dve
Product: SATB1_N and homeodomain domain-containing protein dve
Exons: 8
Coding region: 1063-2862 (599 amino acids)
Biological process (GO): chromatin remodeling; regulation of transcription by RNA polymerase II
Molecular function (GO): RNA polymerase II cis-regulatory region sequence-specific DNA binding; DNA-binding transcription factor activity, RNA polymerase II-specific
Source: RefSeq, a predicted model, not a curated record
GCCUCGACGCGCACAGUCGCGGCUCGAACGCCGUUCCCUGCGAACGUGUGUUGUCCUCGCGGACCGUGCGCCCGUCCUCGGCGGCGCGAAUGACAUUCCGUUGGUGCUUGGCGAUCGUACGCGAUUUCCAGAGGUACACUCACGACGAGAGGGACCGAUGACGUGAAUGCGAUCGUGAUACCCGAGUCACUCCAAAGAGGCUCCACGACGAGAAACGUCCGAAGAAAUCCAAGAAAUCAAAUCAAACUCGAUCGAGUUCGAGUUUUCGGAGCACUCAGAGCUAAGCACAUGUUUGGUAUUGAUGCGACUGGUGACAACCCACGCGCGCCGAAACAGUGCCUCGCGGCCUUCUCAGGCAGAUGAUUGGUUGACUUGAUCUUGUGAUCGAUGAUUGAGAGACUACGAUCGAUAUUGGCGUUUAGAAUUGUGUACGUGACGUUCUGAAUAGACUGACGUGCCGAUUGGUGAUCAGGAAACGGGACGAGACUGUAGAUCGCUCUAUUUACUCCGAUUUUACUCCGAGACGAUACUUAUCGUAAUGAGUUACGAGCACGUGUGUGAUUUUCCGCAGUCUAGUCAGAGGUACGCGCAGUUUAAUCAUAUAUUUAAUAUUUCAAUCUAACCUAAGCAAAAUUAGAACAGACGAUAGUGAUCAUAGGUGUGUAAAUCGUUUCAAUAUAAAAAAAAAAUGAUCACCCACGCGUUUAUCAUUAGCAUACAGUAGCUAGAAAUUAAGAACUUGUAAUAGUAAGAACCUCCUACGUAAAUAAGCGGACAUUUCAUGCACGUCUGUGAUUUCGAUUGUAAAUAAAUUUUAUGUCAUUUGCGCGAUUAUCAAUAUUUAUCGUAGACAAGGUGCUCCAAGUGACGUUUAGAAGACAAGAAAGACUGACAUUCGGCUUUAAAAACCUGUCAACUUUUCGAUCACAUUCGACUCUUAAUUGAUAAGUGCCAGGACUAAAAUUGACGCUAUGAGUUUGUGAGAAUCCGAGUACAACGCGAUAUGUCACGAAUGGCGGCGACUUCCGAGGCCCAGGAGAAUUAUUGAGGCCCCAGGAGGGAAUGGAUUUUCAGAGCGCAAUGGACACCUUUGUAGAGGCAUGGAUGGCUGCUAACACGAAGACGGAUCAAGUACAGAGCCAAGCGUUGGCAUUGACGCACAAAGCCUCGCCACCAUCGAGACCGAGCAGCGUGUCCUCGUUACCGAGGAGUCCUCAGUCUCAUCAGUCCCAGCAGUCUCAGCCGCAGAACGCACCUCAGCACCCAUCGGUACAUCCGUUGCAAUCGCAAACACCUCUCAGUACACCCCAGACACCGUUCUCUGCGCACAAUCAGCACCCAAAGCAAGAAAUCAACGCCAGUCCCAAGCAGGAAGGCUUCGAUCUCAGCAAAUCCGCUUCCAGUACAGCGAAAAAUCUACCGGUUCAUUGUGUGGUGGAGACGAUUCACAAUAUUGUGGAAAGCCAUGUGAGCAACAGCCGUGAAAAAUGGCGAAGUCCCCAAGUGGAGACGGACUCUUACGUUAUUAUUCCCGUAGCUAUGCCCUUUCAGGAUUUGGUGGGCGAGGCACUUGUUCGUCUGGGAUACUCCAGCGAUCUGAUACCAAGUGCUAGAGGGAGCAUCGUUAUACGUAACUGGAAGCCUUUGCCGAUGGAGAAAGUUGCCGAUGGACCACUAUUGACAGUAGGAGAUAUUUUGGCCGAAUUGACGUCGGUGGCGACUCUGAAGAUUCAGGUGUACAGGUCCAGGCCGCCACCUCCCAGUCCGGCAGCUGAAGUUAGAAAUAAAUUGCUGAGGUUGCUCUUGUUGCACAGCCACACGCUUCUCGUCUCCGCCGGGUGCCCUUUGGACGAGAUGACCCUGCUAUCCCUCUGCCGAGGUGGCAACGACCUGUCAGAAGAGACAAAGAGAAAUUUCGAAACGUGGCUGCAGCAACAACAGAUAGGUCUAGGUAUAAAUCCAAUAGCACCAACUUCCAAUCACCAUCAUCACAAGACCAGGAUGAGGACCAGCUUUGACUCGGAGCUCGAGUUGCCGCGUCUCCAGCGUUGGUUUGCUGAGAAUCAACAUCCGUCGCGCGAACAAAUACAGCAUUAUGUCGCGGAAUUGAACUCUCUAGAGUCGCGCCGUGGCAGGAAACCACUGGACGCGAAUAAUGUCGUGUACUGGUUCAAGAACGCCAGGGCAGCGCAGAAGAGAGCCAGCAUGAAUGGCUGCAGUCCACCUGGGCUUAGCCCGAGGGGCGCCAGCAUCGUUAGCGAGGACUGCACGGACGAAGAGGAGGACACUAGGCAUCAGUCGACAUCGGGGUCACCCUGUCCACCGAGUAGUCCACCUGUCGGUCCAUUGUCCUUGACUACAAGACCCGAGGAUCAGCAACAACCGCCGACAUCUGCUCCAGCCUCGGUAAAGCAAGAGGACGCGAGGGUUUCCUCUGGUUCCGAGGACGACGAGACCAGGCAUACGGGCCCCAUUCCGCCAGGAUUUUCCUUGGUACCCAGCCCCAUGUUCGGUCACGGUAUAAUGUAUAUGUCGCAUUAUCUGCCGCCGCGCGGACCUGCCGGUUGUCCCACCAGCAUGCUAGCCGACGAGAGAAGGAAGAGGAACCGGACGUUCAUCGAUCCCGUGACGGAAGUGCCGAGAUUAGAGUAUUGGUUUAAGCGGAGCACUCAUCCAAGUCACGCGCUCAUUCUGUCGUACACGGAGGAGCUGAACAAGAUGCCCUAUCGCCAGAAGUUUCCACGUCUGGAGCCGAAGAACGUGCAAUUCUGGUUCAAGAACCGCAGAGCCAAGAAUAAGCGGCUGAAGAUGGCUCUGUUCGAGGGCGAGUCGCCGCAACAGCAUCCAUAUCACGCCGACUAGUUAAUUUCCUUAAAUAACAUUGACUAGAGAAGCGCGAGAGAGGCCUGGCCUUCGCAGCACGGAAAUAAAAGGAAAUCGUUAACCGACUUGUUACUCCUUACUAUCGUUGACACGCGGUUUUAAACGUUUACCGGCCGCACAUUCAUUGUAAUUAUCACGUAACAAUUAAUAUAAUUAUUAUGGACUUUCAUGAGUGUAAAUACGAGGUGAUGUCAAAUAAAAAGUAUACG